Eutrema salsugineum is the source of this 1475-nucleotide messenger RNA. Its product is annotated as transcription factor RF2b. Gene Ontology annotation, biological process: regulation of DNA-templated transcription. Gene Ontology annotation, molecular function: DNA-binding transcription factor activity. The record is from RefSeq and is a predicted model, not a curated record. Lineage: Eukaryota; Viridiplantae; Streptophyta; Magnoliopsida; Brassicales; Brassicaceae. The coding region runs from base 191 to 1198 and encodes 335 amino acids. The transcript is spliced from 4 exons. Gene Ontology annotation, cellular component: nucleus.
GCAAUUAGCAAUUUAUAGUUAGUGACGUCACUUCUCUCUCCUCAGAGAGCAGAGAGUUACCUCCUACGCUCUUCAUUUUGAGAGAGAGAAAGCUUCAUCUCCUCUCCAUCAUUAUUCAUAGAUAGACAUUUGUUCUCAUUCCGCUCAUUGGAAUUUCGCGGGUCAGCAUUUCCUUCCGUCAAAAACGCCGAUGGAGAAAUCGGAUCCUCCACCACCGAAGCCCGCCGCUCUUAUCCCUUCCGAUCCACAUCCCAACCCAAAUGCCGAUCCCGUUCCCUCUUCCUUCCACCGCCGAUCUCGCUCCGAUGAUAUGUCGAUGUUCAUGUUCAUGGAUCCCCUCAUCUCCUCCUCCGGCGCUCCACCUUCCUCCGACGACCUUCCCUCCGACGACGAUCUCUUCUCUUCCUUCAUCGAUGUCGACAGCCUCUCCUCCAAUCCGCAUCCGCCACUCUCCUUUCCAAAUCCCUCCUCCAACAACUCCGUUCCUCCGCCGACUUCCUCCUCCUCCUCUCGUCCUCGCCACCGUCACAGCAAUUCCGUCGACGCUGGGUGCGCCAUGUACGCCAGUGAAAUCAUGGACGCAAAGAAAGCCAUGCCUCCCGAAAAGCUCUCCGAGCUCUGGAACAUCGAUCCCAAACGCGCCAAAAGGAUUUUGGCGAAUCGGCAAUCUGCAGCUCGCUCCAAGGAGAGAAAAGCAAGAUACAUUCAGGAGCUUGAGCGUAAAGUUCAAUCGCUUCAAACCGAAGCCACCACUCUCUCCGCUCAGCUCACUCUCUUCCAGAGAGACACAAAUGGACUGGCAAACGAAAACACAGAGCUGAAACUCAGGUUACAAGCAAUGGAGCAACAAGCUCAGCUUCGUAAUGCUCUAAAUGAAGCUUUGAGGAAAGAAGUGGAAAGGAUGAAGAUGGAGACAGGAGAAAUCUCGGGUAAUUCAGAUUCGUAUGAUAUGGGAAUGCAGCAGAUUCAGUAUUCUCCUUCAACAUUCAUGGCAAUCCCUCCAUAUCAUGGCUCAACCAACGGCCAGGAUAUGCAGAUGCACGGUUUCAAUCCAAUGGAGAUGUCGAAUUCUCAGAGCGUAUCGGAGUUUCUGCAGAACGGGCGGCUGCAAGGGCUUGAUAUAAGUAGCAAUAGCUCAAGCUUAGUCAAAUCUGAAGGACCUUCGCUCUCUGCUAGUGAGAGCAGCUCUGCGUAUUGACAAGGCUAUUGAGGCUGGAUACACACUUGUUAAUAGGCUUUAAAAUUCAUUUGAUUUGAUUCACUUUCGAUUAUUUAUAUUAUUCUUUUUUGAGGUAACCAAAACCAAGAGAGGACGUAUACAAAAGUUGUGUUGGUUUUGUCUUGCUAAAUUCGUGAUUGUGAGUUUCUUUCAUUGUUUCUUCUUGAAGGAACAAAGGAGAUUGAUUAGUUUCAUUUCACUUGGGAUACAAUACCAUGAUGUUUGUUUGCUACGUUUUUUUCAUUAUUUUAUUAUA